CUCGACUCAUCUUUAGUCAAACAGAGUCAUUACUAGUCAAGUGUCUGUUGAGGAUGUUUCACUCACAGUCUUCGCUGCCUUUCCUCGUGUCCUCCUGGGACUGACGUAUCCGCUCUCCAUCACUCAUUAUCACACCGGUGGAAGUGUGUGUGUGUGUGUGUGUGUGUGUGUCCUGUAGAGACGCUCACAUCACACACACACACACACUUGCGUCGGUGCAGAGAAACAGGACAGGUAAAUGGAUCCAAUGCAGCCCGUUCAGAGCUGCCCAAUGCCCAAAGAACAUACUGGAGUUCUAGGACUCCACAAACCACCAGUUCCAGCCCUGCUUGGAAACCCUUGCAAAAUGCCUGCAUCCUCACACUGCCAUACGUUCAUGAAUGGAAAGCCACCAGUGUUGGGACAGACCCUGGCACUGCAGACAAACCCAGCCGUUCAGGAGAGAACCAGACCAGACUCCACUGCACAAUCCACAAAAUGCAUCAGUAUCAGUCGACCCAGGCCUACGGCACUGGGCACCAAGACAUCAAUCAAAGUCUCCAGACCCACUGAGUCUCCAUUGCAGUUUAAAGCUACGGGAAUGCCCAAUUUCCUGUCGUACUCCCCAACCGAGUCACCAUUGCCUUAUUGCAGCCCUCAAAACACGCUGAGCCCCACUUCUCAACUUGGUUUCAACCCCCCAACACUUCCAAGCCCUCCAUCACAGACUGUCCGUGCUAACACACACAAUAACCUAAUCGCCAGACCAAUCCUCAACCCAAACCCCAGCCCCCCGUCUAGCCCCGUUCCUCAACCGAUUCCAAGUCCCGAAGCACAUGUGCCAAACACAGGAGACACUACUGAGAAGAAGUUGAACAAGACCAUCAGCGAAGAGGGGGAUUUCAGAGUGCAUAUUGUCACAUGGAAUGUAGGCUCUGGUAUACCACCUGAUGACCUAACUUCCUUGUUUGGACCUGGUGUUGAAAAUGGGAGCACUGACAUGGUGGUUGUCGGACUGCAGGAAGUAAACUCUAUGAUUAACAAGCGGCUCAAAGAUGCUCUCUUCAUAGACCAAUGGAGUGAGCUCUGCAUGGACACACUCAGUCGUUUUGGAUACGUGUUGGUGGCAUCUCAGAGGAUGCAGGGGGUUUUCUUACUGGUGUUUUCCAAAUUCUGCCACCUUCCCUUCCUCAGAGGAGUACAAACCCAAAGCACACGCACUGGGUUGGGAGGCUGCUGGGGGAAUAAAGGGGGUGUAAGUGCACGCAUGAUGGUUUUCGGACACCCUGUGUGCUUCCUCAACUGCCACCUGCCGGCUCACAUGCGUAAUCUGGAGCAGCGGAUGGAGGACUUUGAAAGCAUCCUGCAGCAGCAGCAGUUCGAGGGCGGCACGGCUGUGGGUGUGCUGGAUCACGAUGUGGUGUUCUGGUUCGGUGAUCUGAACUUCCGAAUCGAAGGUUAUGACAUUCACGUGGUGAAAAGUGCAAUUGAGAAUGACAAACUGCCUCUACUAUGGGAAAAAGAUCAGCUCAACAUGGCGAAAAAAAGCGAAUCCGUUCUGGAGGGGUUUAUAGAAGGACCCCUCAAUUUCCCACCAACUUACAAGUUUGAUGUGGGGACACAUACUUAUGACACAAGUGCAAAAAAGAGGAAGCCUGCGUGGACGGAUCGCAUCUUGUGGCGUCUGCGCAGGACGGGCUCCCCCGUGCCGUCCCAUAAUUCUGCACUACAGCGGGGUUUGACCUCAUGGCUGGGCGGUGCCACCAGAGUUUCCCAGCACUACUACCGCAGUCAUAUGGGCUUCACUAUUAGUGAUCACAAGCCGGUGUCCGCCCUCUUCUCUUUGCAUUUUCCCUUUAAGGUGAACUUACCAUUAGUGACACUGGAAGUGGAGAAGGAAUGGACCAAGUUCUCUGAUGCUACAGUUAAACUCUCAAUGGCCCAUGGCUUUCAGAGGAGUUCAUGGGACUGGGUGGGACUGUACAAGGUGGGAUUUAAGCACCACAAGGAUUACGCUGCAUAUCUAUGGGCCAAAUCUGAACAUUCGACACAGGUGACGUUUUCUGAGGAGGAUCUGCCAAGAGACCCGGGAGAAUAUAUUCUGGGAUAUUACAGUAAUAACACCAACAGCAUCGUAGGAGUGACAGAACCAUUUCAGGUGCAGCUGCCCAUGUCCACGCCGCCGGCACCAGCAUGUCGUUCGCGCUCUGACAGUUCUGACGUCAGCUCUGAAGAUGACAGUACGCUGGUGCUGUUGGCCCCCAUCUCUCGUAGCCCCAGCCCUGGAAACCACAGCAGCAAACGCCAUCACCAGAAGCGACAGCGCAGCCGCAGCCCCGCCGUACCGGCGCUCUCCGGGACACCUCUUCCCUCCCUGCAGUCUCUCAGCCUGUGCCCACGUCCCCGCGACGGCCCAGCACGGAGCUCCUCCCCGCGCCCUUCGGCCAACGCCAAGAAAGAGCGUCUGGUUUCUCCAGACACAUUAACUUCGCCCUCCCUCAGUCCUCUCAGUCCACGGAGCCCAGUGUCCCCCGUCAGUGCUCCAGAGGCUCUGAUAGCAGCCAUUUUAGGAGAGCCCAGGCCUCCUCAGAUCGGAAAAGCAGGCGAUGUGAUUCUCUGACCAAUCCCCCCUUCACUGUCGCUUCAUUACUAGACUUUAGCAGAUAUCGUAAUGCAACUACUUGAGAGAAACGGCCUGUGGCGCCUUUCAGACCUACAGCUGUUUGUGCUCUCAUGCCUUGUUGUGCUUAAUCGCUUCACAAACUUAUUCUCAGUUCUCAGUGAUAGAUUGUAAAUGGUGACAGUACAACAGUGCACAUCAGCCUUAUAGUGCAGGACAACCUGACCCAAGGUAAAACUGUCCUUUUACCGUAGAAUCAAAGCAAACAGUGAUGUCAGCAUUCAUCUCAGCCUUCACUCUUAACUAGUCAUUGACCAGGCUUUAAUGGCCGAUGUC
This is a messenger RNA of Sinocyclocheilus grahami, 2935 nucleotides long. RefSeq names its product inositol polyphosphate 5-phosphatase K-like. Gene Ontology annotation, cellular component: ruffle; cytoplasm; plasma membrane. Gene Ontology annotation, biological process: negative regulation of peptidyl-serine phosphorylation; phosphatidylinositol dephosphorylation. Gene Ontology annotation, molecular function: phosphatidylinositol-3,4,5-trisphosphate 5-phosphatase activity; phosphatidylinositol-4,5-bisphosphate 5-phosphatase activity. The record is from RefSeq and is a predicted model, not a curated record. The coding region runs from base 239 to 2599 and encodes 786 amino acids. The transcript has 13 exons. Lineage: Eukaryota; Metazoa; Chordata; Actinopteri; Cypriniformes; Cyprinidae.